This is a messenger RNA of Doryrhamphus excisus (bluestripe pipefish), 3157 nucleotides long. RefSeq names its product ATG7 autophagy related 7 homolog (S. cerevisiae) (gene atg7). NCBI's taxonomy places the organism in Eukaryota, Metazoa, Chordata, Actinopteri, Syngnathiformes, Syngnathidae. Gene Ontology annotation, cellular component: phagophore assembly site; cytoplasm. The record is from RefSeq and is a predicted model, not a curated record. Gene Ontology annotation, biological process: cellular response to nitrogen starvation; C-terminal protein lipidation; piecemeal microautophagy of the nucleus. Gene Ontology annotation, molecular function: Atg8 activating enzyme activity; Atg12 activating enzyme activity.
UAGAUUUCCAACUUCCGGGAUCGUUUUCAUUUCAAACAGCAGCUGUCGGCCCGCUGCAAAGUUUUGUUUUCUGUGCUUAUUUUUUUGCUUGCGGGACUUAAAUUGCUGGACGUUAGUGAGAUUAUCAUGAUUAUCAUAUUACCACAGGCGUUCCUCGUCUAUGCACACAUUCUGUACACCGGCGCUAGUCUAUAAAAAGUGUACCCAAAUGUUGUGUUCGCAAUGAAAAGAAACGGCACUUACAGGUUUUUGUCCGUGUUUUCGUGCUUUAUCGUUUGCGCCUUUCUGUUUAUCUUCUGGUUCUUUGUGUUUUAUUCAAUGGUGCAUGUACCGUGAAGUAAGCUAGGCUAUCAUUCACUGGGUUGUAUGGCUAACGGCAACUACCCAUAGUGCACAGCUUUGUUUACGCCCCGGUUAUCACGUGACCACUAAACGCGGAAGAAAGAAUCCUGUGCGUGAGGUCAUUAUGGCGUCCGACCACAGUGAGGCCUCUGCAGACCUUAAGCUGCAGUUUGCUCCCUUCAGCAGUGCUUUGGAGGCAGGCUUCUGGCAUCAACUCACACAGAAGAAACUUAACGAUUACAGACUGGAUGAGAGCCCCAAAUGCAUCAAGGGAUACUACUACAAUGGUGAUCCGGUUGGUUUGCCCACCCGCCUGACCUUGGAGUUCAGUGCGUUUGAGGUAGAUGGUUCAACUCCGGCUCACUGCUGUGCGGCUGUUGGCAAACUGUACAACACCAACACUCUGGAUGCAUUUAAAAGCACUGAUAAGAAGGCUCUGCUGGACAAAGAAUCCAAAGAGCUUUGGGAUGCCAUUCAGUCAGGAGAUGCGCUAAGAGACCCAGCCGUGCUCUGCAGGUUUAUUCUACUGACCUUUGCGGACUUAAAGAAGUACCACUUCUACUACUGGUUCUGCUUUCCUGCACUCUGCUUCUCAGAAGGGAUAAAGAUCAUAAAGCAGCCUUCUGUCCUAGAGAAGGUGUUCUCAGCAAAACAGAUCGCAGCGUUGCAGGAGUCCUAUGAUCGUCUGUGUAUCAAAGGCGGGACCACUGCUGUUCCUUAUUUCCUAAUGAAGUACACAGAAGACGCCGUUGAGUUGGCCCUGCUUGCAGAGUGGGCGACAUUCUUCCCCUGUACCACCAAGGUCACUGUGGGUGUGUAUGAUCCAUGUACUCUGUCUCAACAUCCAGGAUGGCCUUUGAGAAAUCUACUGGUCCUCUUAGCUAGCCAGCGGGGCUCUAAGGUGGACACGGUGGAGGUUCUCUGUUUCAGGGACAGAACUCUGCAGGGAAUCCGCUCCAUUCAACAUAGCAUCAUUUUUCAGGUUAAAUUACCUGAACUCCCCAUCGACUCUGUGUGUCCAAAGAGCGUCGGCUGGGAGAAGAACCCAAAAGGGGCCAUGGGACCCAGAAUGGUCAAUCUCAGUGAAUGUAUGGACCCCAAAAGGCUUGCAGAGUCCUCUGUGGACCUUAACCUCAAACUGAUGCGAUGGAGGCUCGUUCCUUCACUGGACCUGGACAAAGUGGUCAGCACCAAAUGUCUUCUGCUGGGCGCUGGGACUCUGGGCUGCAAUGUGGCCAGGACCCUGAUGGGUUGGGGCGUGAGACACAUCACCUUUGUAGACAAUGCAAAAAUCUCCUACUCCAAUCCGGUCCGACAGCCUCUCUACGAGUUUGAAGACUGCCUCGGAGGAGGGAAGUCUAAAGCCAUUGCAGCUGUGGACCGGCUCAACAAAAUCUUUCCUGGUGUUAAAGCUGAGGGCUACAAUAUGAGCAUCCCCAUGCCGGGCCACCCUGUGAAUUUCUCCAAAGCCACCCAGUCUCAGGCAGAGAAGGAUGUGGAGCAUCUGGAGAAGCUCAUCUCAGAGCACGAUGUGGUCUUCUUACUAAUGGACACCAGGGAGAGCCGCUGGCUGCCCACCGUGAUUGCCGCCAGUAAAAGAAAGCUGGUAAUCAAUGCUGCUCUCGGCUUCGACACAUUCGUAGUGAUGCGCCAUGGCCUGAAGAAAGCCCAAGUUGGGCAAAAUGCCUGCAGCGGUGACGCAAGCGCCUCCCUUUCUUGUUCAUCGGCUUCCUCUUCUUCGUCCUCCACGCCGGCUGGCUCUGCGCCCUCCGUCACAGGAUCCUCUCUCUUCUCCAACAUUCCCGGGCACAAGCUGGGAUGCUACUUCUGCAAUGAUGUGGUGGCACCAGGAGACUCAACCCGAGAUCGGACUCUGGAUCAGCAAUGCACCGUAAGCCGACCGGGUCUGGCCAUGAUCGCUGGAGCUCUGGCUGUGGAGAUGAUGGUAUCCAUUCUACAACACAGUGAAGGAGGCUACGCGGUGGCCAGCAGCAGUGACGACCGAAUGAAUGAACCUCCCACAUCACUCGGUCUGGUGCCACAUCAGAUCCGAGGUUUCCUCUCCAGGUUCGACAAUGUCCUGCCUGCCAGCCUGGCUUUUGACAAGUGCACGGCCUGCUCGCCUGUUGUUUUGGACCAUUACGAGAGGGAAGGCUUCCAUUUCCUGUCCAAGGUUUUCAAUUCUUCACACUCCUUCCUGGAGGAUCUGACAGGGCUGACAUUGUUGCACCAGGAGACCCAGGCUGCAGAGAUUUGGGACAUGAGCGAUGACGAGAGCAUCUGAGGAACCGAAAACCUUUACACAACCAUCAUGUUUUUUUGUUUUUUUUUUCUCACAUUCACUGUUACCGAGACGCUCUAAUGUGCAGAUCCAUUGAGAAAAUUGCAUUUUUAACAUUCUCUGCUCUCUAUUGUCCAACAUAAAUCAUUUGUCACUGCUAAUUAUGUAUUGCAGUGUUUGUACUGAAUCAUGAAUGUUGCUUGUGUAUCAGUGAUAUUUACACUCUCACUUUGCAGUUUGUGGCAAGACAAGACAAGACAAUGUCAGCACAGUCUUUAAACCAAAGUGGGUCCAAAUAAUGUUUGUUAUUUUCUAACUGUAAUAAAUCAUAGGAGCUACUCUGCUAAUGGUGUACGCUGUGGGGAUGCUAGUUCUCGAACCUACUGCACAAUGUCAUGAUGUUUAUUAUGGUGGUUGUAGUUUGCAUCAUACAUCAUACAUAUUGUCAAGUUUACCUCCAAACUGAGCUUUGUGGUUAUUUUCACUAAAUACUGAAGACAAAUAAUAAAAUGCAUCUUUAUUAUUAGUCUGUGU